AUGUUCGACCAGGAUUUAGACUCAUCAUUCGAUCACAUGAUCUCCACUGUGUACAGACAAACUAGUCGAUAUCUUUUGGAAACCUUGAUCAAACGCUAUCACUUUUUGGAUCACCUCAGGGUAAGUCCGGUUCGGUAUAACGACUCGAUUGAAGCUGAAUUGACAGCCAAUUUGUUAAUCAUCCCUAUGGAGCAGAUCGUUGCCGAUCUCUCCAAACCUGCAUCUCAGUUGCUCACGCACCGUCUGAGCGGCACCUUGGAAACGGCCAUUCGGGACACCAAUGCCCAGUACGAGCAACCGGAAAUAUUGCAAAGGUUGGAUGUGCGUCUCCUGGAUAUGUCCACAGAUGAUACGGGAUGGGAUGUGUUCUCUUUGGACUACCAUGUGGAUGGACCGUUGGCCACAAUAUUCACUGACGAUUGUCGUCUCAUGUAUUUACGGGCAUUUAACUUUUUGUGGCGCGCGAAACGUAUGGAAUUCUCCCUGAGCACGUUAUGGAAGCAACAGAUCAUCGCUGCUCGGCUGGGUCAUGGACUGAACACUGACUUGGAACCGGUUCUCCAUUUGUCCGAGCUGCUCGGGGCUGAGAUUCGCCAUUGUGUACAACAGAUACAGUACUACAUCAACUUCGAGGUGUUGGAAGGUGCAUGGGAGAUAUUGGUCAAACAGAUUCAUGGGGCCACCGACUUGGACGAAGUCAUUGAGGCCCAUCAAGCUUUCCUGACCAGUGUGAUUACACGGUGUCUCCUGGACGCUCCAUCACGUCAGCUGAUUGGUCAACUGCGUACAAUUUUUGAUCUGAUUUUAAAUUUUACUCAAUUACAUCAGGAGCUAAAUCAGGUCGCCCAAGCAGAAUUGACCAAACGGGAGUAUUUUGCGAGUGAGGUUGCUAAAUUCACCAGACGAGGCGAGUGGGGCACAAACAACGCGAAUGAGGCCAAAGAGAGGACUCGACGAAACCAAUUUAUCCAACGUAUCGUCGGUCCGUUCCAAGCUCGCAUCCGAAUCUUGGCUUCCAGCUAUCGCGAAAUGGUGGUCAACUUUAUUCGCAUGCUCUGUACGCACCCUGAUCAAAGCUUGCGCUUCUUGGCGAAUCAUUUGAAUUUCAACGGUCACUAUUUUCGUGUCAGCGGUUCUCUGGACUCCACUUCAGCUGUUUCUCCGGUGAACGAAUGUCGCCGUUAUCUCUCCGGUUCCACCACGCCGUAUCGGUCCACACGGGCCGGUUCUCUGUCAUCCGAAUCCAAUUCGGUCGAAGCAGUCGGUGCCCAAGGAGAUCCUCGCAAUGGCCGCUAA
Echinostoma caproni is the source of this 1296-nucleotide messenger RNA. The record is from the annotation of a GenBank genome assembly. NCBI's taxonomy places the organism in Eukaryota, Metazoa, Platyhelminthes, Trematoda, Plagiorchiida, Echinostomatidae.